Oryctolagus cuniculus (rabbit) is the source of this 2328-nucleotide messenger RNA. RefSeq names its product GRIP and coiled-coil domain containing 1 (gene GCC1). NCBI's taxonomy places the organism in Eukaryota, Metazoa, Chordata, Mammalia, Lagomorpha, Leporidae. Gene Ontology annotation, cellular component: Golgi apparatus. The record is from RefSeq and is marked inferred.
AUGGAGAAGUUUGGGAUGAAUUUUGGGGGCGGCCCGAGCAAGAAGGACCUGCUGGAAACCAUCGAGUCUCAGAAGAAGCAGCUCCUCCAGUACCAGGCCAGGCUCAAGGACGUGGUCCGCGCCUACAAAAGCUUGCUGAAGGAGAAGGAGGCGCUGGAGGCCAGCAUCAAGGUGCUGUCGGUAUCCCACGAGGCGGAUGUGGGCCUCGCAGGUGUCCAGCCUCCAGGCCUCACCUUCUCUGACUCUGUGGAUGACCGGUGCUCCACUCACAGCGAGGAUAGCACCGGCACCGCCACCAGCCUGGACACUGCGGCCAGUCUGAGCAGCAUCAAGGGUGAGUUUGGGGUAGAAGAUGACAGACCGGCCCGCGGACCACCGCCUGCGAAGUCGGAAGAGGCCAGUGGGUCGGAGAGCGGCGUUAGCAGCAGCAGUGGGGAUGGGCCGUUUGCAGGUGGGGAGGUGGACAAGAGGUUGCACCAGCUGAAGACUCAGCUGGCUACUUUGACCAGCUCUUUGGCUACAGUCACCCAGGAGAAGUCCCGCAUGGAGGCUUCUUACCUGGCCGACAAGAAGAAGAUGAAACAGGACCUAGAGGAUGCCAAUAAGAAGGCGGAAGAGGAGAGGGGCCGCCUGGAGGGAGAAUUGAAGGGGCUGCAGGAGCAGAUAGCCGAAACCAAAGCCCGGCUGAUCACGCAGCAGCAUGAUAGGGCCCAGGAGCAGAGUGACCAUGCCCUGAUGCUCCGGGAGCUCCAGAAGCUGCUGCAGGAGGAGAGGACCCAGCGUCAGGACCUGGAGCUUCGGCUGGAAGAGACGCGGGAAGCCCUGGCCGGGCGGGCCUAUGCAGCCGAGCAGAUGGAAGGCUUCGAACUGCAGACCAAGCAGCUGAGCCGGCAGGUGGAGGAGCUGAAAGGUGAACUGCAGGCCAUCCGAGAGGAGAAGAAUCGACCGGACCCCCGGCUCCAAGAGCUUCAGGAAGAGGCCGCUCGCCUCAAGAGCCAUUUCCAGGCUCAGCUGCAGCAGGAAAUGAGAAAGACAGCCCUUGCGGAAGAUCAGCUCCGCCAGCAGUCUCAGGUGGAAGAGCAGAGGGUGGCGUCCCUGGAGAAUCAGAUAUCUGAGGUGUCUGAGCUGCUGGGCACGUACGAGAAGGCAAAGCAGAAGGACCAGCUGGCCAUCCAGAAGCUGAAGGAGCGCGUUCUGCAGCUGGACCUGGAGAACAAGACCCUGGCCCUGGCAGCCUCCAGCCGGUCCCCUCUAGACAGCCACGGGGAGGAGUCCAGCCUGGACGUCAACGUCCUCAGGGAUAAGAUGGAGAAGCUGAAGAGGCUGCUGCAGGUGGCCGCCAGGAAGAGCCAGGUGACCCUGGAUGUGGAGAAGCUCUGUGACCUGGACACGGUGGGCAGCUCAGACGCCACUGAUGGGGAGAAGGCUUCUGCGCUCUACUACCAGCAGGAGCUGAAGCAGCUGAAGGAAGAAUUCGAACGGUAUAAGAUGAGGGCCCAGGUUGUCCUCAAGAGCAAGAACGCCAAAGAUGGCAACGUGGCGAAGGAGCUGGAGGCCGCCCAGGAGCAGCUUGCCGAGCUGAAGGAGAAGUACAUCUCCCUGCGGCUGUCGUGUGAGGAGCUGGAGCGGCAGCACCAGGGGGAGGCAGAGGCCUGGAAGCAGGAGCUGGCCCGGCUGCAGCAGCUGCACCGGCACGAGCUGGAGCGCAGCCGGCUGGACUUCAGGGACCGCACGCUGAAACUGGAGGAGGAGCUGCACAAGCAGCGGGACCGGGCCCUGGCCGUGCUGGCCGAGAAGGACCUGGAGCUGGAGCAGCUGCGCGCCGUGGCCUUGUCUUCUGGGCUGCCAGGGCGCAGAAGCCCGGUGGGGGCCGGGGCUCCAGGGGACCCGGCCGACCCGUCUGCCCCAGAUAGCCUGACCCAAGCACUGCAGCUUGCUGCGGGCAACGAGCCCACGUUCUUCCUGUACGCCGAGCAGUUGGCCCGCAAGGAGGUGGAGAUCACGUCGCUGAAGAAGCAGAAACACAGGCUGGAGGUGGAGGUGCAUCAGCUGCAGGACCGGCUGCUGGAAGAGGGGGAGCGACACCGCGAGGAGGUGGGAGCCCUGCAGAGCCACAUUGAAAAGAAUACCAGGGACCAGAGCAGGGAGGGCGCCAACCUGGAGUACCUCAAGAACAUCAUCUACCGCUUCCUGACCCUGCCCGACAGCCUGGGCCGCCAGCAGACGCUCACGGCCAUCCUGACUAUCUUGCACUUCAGUCCAGAGGAGAAACAAGCAAUAAUGCGGCUCCCAGCCAGCGGUAGCUGGUGGCCCUCUGGCAAGAGAUGA